CUAUAGUUGGUACAGAUGGCACUGUCCCAGCUCGGUCCCUUCUCGGCCACAGAGCUUCUCCUGGCCUCCGCCAUCUUCUGCCUGGUAUUUUGGGUGGUCAGGGCCUGGCAGCCUCGGAUGCCCAAAGGCCUGAGGAGUCCACCAGGGCCCUGGGGCUGGCCCCUGCUCGGGCACGUGCUGACCCUGGGGAAGAACCCACACCUGGUGCUGUCGCGGCUGAGCCAGCGUUAUGGGGACGUGAUGCAGAUCCGCAUUGGCAGCACACCUGUGCUGGUGCUCAGCGGCCUGGACACCAUCAGGCAGGCCCUGGUGCGGCAGGGCGAUGAUUUCAAGGGCCGGCCUGACCUCUACAGCUCCACUCUGGUCUUUGAUGGCCAGAGCAUGACCUUCAACCCAGACUCUGGACCAGUGUGGGCUGCCCGCCGGCGCCUGGCCCAGAACGCCCUCAACGCUUUCUCCACUGCCUCAGACCCAGCUUCCCCGUCCUCCUGCUACCUGGAGGAGCACGUGAGCAAGGAGGCCGAGGCCCUCCUCACUAGGUUGCAGGAGCUGAUGGCAGGGGCCGGGCGUUUCGACCCCUACAUCCAGGUGGUGGAGUCCGUGGCCAACGUCAUUGGUGCCAUGUGCUUCGGGCGGCGCUUCCCCCAGAGCAGUGAGGAAAUGCUCAGCCUCGUGAAGAACAGCCACGAGUUCGUGGAGACUGCCUCAUCCGGGAACCCCGUGGACUUCUUCCCCAUCCUCCGAUACCUACCGAACCCCACCCUGCAGAGGUUCAAGACCUUCAACCAGAGGUUCCUGCGGUUCCUGCAGAAAACAGUCCAGGAGCACUAUCAGGACUUUGACAAGAACAGCAUCCAGGACAUCACAGGCGCCCUGUUCAAGCACAGAGAGAACAGCUCCAGAGCCGGCGGUGGCAUCAUCCCCCAGGAGAGGAUUGUCAACCUUAUCAACGACAUCUUUGGGGCCGGGUUUGACACAGUCACAACGGCCAUCUCCUGGAGCCUUAUGUACCUUGUGACAAAUCCUAAGAUACAGAGGAAGAUCCAGGAGGAGCUGGACACAGUGGUUGGCAGGGCACGGCGGCCCCGACUCUCUGACAGACCCCAGCUGCCCUACAUGGAGGCCUUCAUCCUGGAGACCUUCCGACACUCCUCCUUUCUCCCCUUCACCAUCCCCCACAGCACAGUUAGGGACACGACACUGAAUGGCUUCUACAUCCCCAAGGAACGCUGUGUCUUCAUAAACCAGUGGCAAGUCAACCAUGACGAGCGGCUGUGGGGGGACCCGUUUGAGUUCCGGCCAGAGCGACUCCUCACUGCCAACGGCACUGCCAUCAACAAGACCUUGAGUGAGAAGGUGAUGCUCUUUGGCAUGGGCAAGCGCCGGUGCAUAGGGGAGGUCUUGGCCAAGUGGGAGGUCUUCCUCUUCCUGGCCAUCCUGCUGCAACAGCUGGAGUUCAGCGUGCCACCAGGCGUGAAAGUGGACCUAACCCCCAUCUACGGGCUGACCAUGAAGCACGCCCGCUGCGAACACGUCCAGGCACGGCUACGUUUUCCUAUCAAGUGA
Molecule: messenger RNA, 1566 nt
Organism: Diceros bicornis minor
Lineage: Eukaryota; Metazoa; Chordata; Mammalia; Perissodactyla; Rhinocerotidae
Product: cytochrome P450 1A2
Exons: 6
Coding region: 16-1566 (516 amino acids)
Biological process (GO): progesterone metabolic process; hormone biosynthetic process
Molecular function (GO): oxidoreductase activity, acting on paired donors, with incorporation or reduction of molecular oxygen, reduced flavin or flavoprotein as one donor, and incorporation of one atom of oxygen; iron ion binding; heme binding
Source: RefSeq, a predicted model, not a curated record